ACAAAUGUUAUCAAGGAGUGACUUUAUUGCUUUUAAAUUGAAAUAAUUAAAAUGGAAUUAAAUGUUUACCUUUUAUAUUUGUGUAUUUGUGUUUCCGUAAUAAAUGGACAGCAAUCAGAAAGACCUGCCCACUGUGACGGCAUCCAAUGUUAUCCCCCAGAUUGUCCAGACGCCUAUCUUCAAGAAGGGGAGUGUUGCCCCGGCUGUCCUGGUCCAGGAAGAUCAUGUACGUAUCAAGGUAGAACGUUAAGAGAUGGUGAGAAAUUCAAACAGGAAUGCAACACGUGUAUAUGUAACAAUGGCAAUGUAGCUUGUACAGAAAUGGCAUGUACUGGAAGUAAACCUGGACGGUGUCCUCGCCCGGAUGGUAUGGGGAUAUGUGUGGAGAGAUGUACAAACGAUGACAGCUGUCCACGCAGGCAGAAAUGCUGCAGUAAUGGAUGCGGACAUACAUGUCAAAGACCCAUACGAGGUAAACGAUGCAGAUACCUUGGUGGGACCUAUAGGGACGGUGAAAGUUUUAGAGAUGACUGCAAUACAUGUGUUUGUAAUGACGGUAACGUUGCGUGUACAAGAAUGGCAUGUCUAAAGACAUGUGUUCACAAUGGAGUUACGUAUCGUGACGGUGAAAGUUACAUGAAUGAAUGUAACACUUGUAUGUGUAGUAACGGGCAGUCUAUAUGUACAUUAAUGGCAUGUCCCGGAAGACCAGGUUCUUGCUCAAAGAUUGGUAGUGCAGUAGGCAGUAUUUGUAUAGAUGAAUGUACAUCUGACUAUAAUUGUCCGGUUGGUGAAAAAUGUUGCAAUAGUGGAUGUGGCCGGAUCUGCACCAAACCUAUCGGCGGAGGUGAUGGAAAAACAUGUCAACACAAUGGAGUAACAUAUAAAGAUGGCGAAACCUUCAAAGAUGACUGCAAUAGUUGUGUUUGCAACAAUGGAAAUGCAGCAUGUACUUUAAUGGCGUGCCCUGGACGACCAGGCACCUGUCCGCAGAUUAGUGAUAGUGUUGGCAUGAUUUGUAUAGUAGAAUGUACCUCUGACUACACGUGUGCUGCUGGUCAAAAAUGUUGUAGCAAUGGUUGUGGCCGGGCCUGCACGACACCAAUUAGCGGGGGUAUGUCAUGUAUACAUAAUGGCGUAACAUAUAAUGAUGGCGAAAGCUUUAACAUAAGCUGUAACACUUGCACCUGUAUAAAUGGAAUUAAAUCAUGUACAUUGAAAGCGUGUCCUGACAAACCGGGAACAUGCCCGCAGGUAAUAGGGGGUAUUGUUGAUAUUUGUGUUGACGACUGUACCUCAGACUAUGAUUGUCUUGGAGAUGAAAAGUGUUGUAGCAUUGGUAACUGCAAAUCUUGUAAAGUACCGAUAGGUGGAGGUGGCGGUGGAAGACCAUGUGAUCAUAAGGGAAAAACAUAUCAAGAUGGUGAAAGUUUCAAAGAUGAAUGCAACACGUGUAAUUGUAACGAUGGUAUUGCUGCCUGUACCCUUAUGGCUUGUCCUGACAGACCAGGUACUUGCCCGACGCCCGUCGGUGGUAAUACUACUGGUAUUUGUCUAGACGAAUGUUUUGCUGAUAAUGAUUGCCGUUAUGGUGAAAAAUGUUGCAGCAAUGGAUGUGGUCGAGUUUGUAUGACAGCAAUAGGCGGAGGAGGAAAACCAUGUGUUCAUAAAGGGAAAACGUAUCAAGAUGGUGAAAGUUUCAAAGAUGAUUGCAACACGUGUAACUGUUACGAUGGUAAUGCUGGCUGUACCCUUAUGGCUUGUCCUGACAGACCAGGUACUUGCCCGACGCCCGUUGGAGGUAAUGUUGGCGGUGUAUGUAUAGACGAGUGUAAUGCUGACAGUGAAUGUCCAUACGGUGAAAAAUGUUGCAGCAAUGGCUGUGGUCGUGUUUGUAUGAAAGCGAUAGGUGGAGGAGGAAGACCAUGUACUCACAAAGGAAAAACGUAUCAAGAUGGUGAAAGUUUCAAAGAUGAUUGCAACACGUGUAACUGUAACGACGGUAAUGCUGGCUGUACAAGAAUGGCAUGUCCUGACAGACCAGGUACUUGCCCGACGCCCGUUGGAGGUAAUGCUGUAGGAAUUUGUAUAGACGAGUGUAAUGCUGACAGUGAAUGUCCGUACGGUGAAAAAUGUUGCAGCAAUGGAUGUGGUCGUGUUUGUAUGAAAGCGAUAGGUGGAGGAGGAAGACCAUGUAUUCACAAGGGAAAAACGUAUCAAGAUGGUGAAAGUUUCAAAGAUGAUUGCAACACGUGUAACUGUAACGACGGUAAUGCUGGCUGUACAAGAAUGGCAUGUCCUGACAGACCAGGUACUUGCCCGACGCCCGUUGGAGGUAAUGCUGUAGGAAUUUGUUUAGACGAGUGUAAUGCUGACAGUGAAUGUCCGUACGGUGAAAAAUGUUGCAGCAAUGGCUGUGGACGAGUUUGUAUGAAAGCGAUAGGUGGAGGAGGAAGACCAUGUGUUCACAAGGGAAAAACGUAUCAAGAUGGUGAAAGUUUCAAAGAUGAUUGCAACACGUGUAACUGUAACGACGGUAAUGCUGGCUGUACAAGAAUGGCAUGUCCUGACAGACCAGGUACUUGCCCGACGCCCGUUGGAGGUAAUGCUGUAGGAAUUUGUAUAGACGAGUGUAAUGCUGACAGUGAAUGUCCGUACGGUGAAAAAUGUUGCAGCAAUGGCUGUGGUCGUGUUUGUAUGAAAGCGAUAGGUGGAGGAGGAAGACCAUGUGUUCACAAGGGAAAAACGUAUCAAGAUGGUGAAAGUUUCAAAGAUGAUUGCAACACGUGUAACUGUAACGACGGUAUUGCUGGCUGUACUCUUAUGGCUUGUCCUGACAGACCAGGGACUUGCCCGACGCCCGUCGGAGGUAAUAAUACUGGUAUUUGUCUAGACGAAUGUUUCGCUGAUAGGGAUUGCCGUUAUGGUGAAAAAUGUUGCAGCAAUGGAUGUGGUCGAGUUUGUAUGACAGCAAUAGGCGGAGGAGGAAGACCAUGUAUUCACAAGGGAAAAACGUAUCAAGAUGGUGAAAGUUUCAAAGAUGAUUGCAACACGUGUAACUGUAACGACGGUAUUGCUGGCUGUACACGAAUGGCAUGUCCCGACAGACCCGGUACUUGUCCUGUGCCCGUCGAAAGUAACUCUAUUGGUGUUUGUCUAGACCAAUGUUAUGCUGACAGUGAAUGUCCAUACGUUCAAAAAUGUUGCAACACUGGCUGUGGUCGUGUUUGCAUGAAUGCGAUAGGCGGAGGAGGAAGACCAUGUAUUCACAAGGGAAAAACGUAUCAAGAUGGUGAAAGUUUCAAAGAUGAUUGCAACACGUGUAACUGUAACGACGGUAUUGCUGGCUGUACACGAAUGGCAUGUCCCGACAGACCCGGUACUUGUCCUGUGCCCGUCGAAAGUAACUCUAUUGGUGUUUGUCUAGACCAAUGUUAUGCUGACAGUGAAUGUCCAUACGUUCAAAAAUGUUGCAACACUGGCUGUGGUCGUGUUUGCAUGAAUGCGAUAGGCGGAGGAGGAAGACCAUGUAUUCACAAGGGAAAAACGUAUCAAGAUGGUGAAAGUUUCAAAGAUGAUUGCAACACGUGUAACUGUAACGACGGUAUUGCUGGCUGUACACGAAUGGCAUGUCCCGACAGACCCGGUACUUGUCCUGUGCCCGUCGAAAGUAACUCUAUUGGUGUUUGUCUAGACCAAUGUUAUGCUGACAGUGAAUGUCAAUACGGUCAAAAAUGUUGCAACACUGGCUGUGGUCGUGUUUGCAUGAAUGCGAUAGGCGGAGGAGGAAGACCAUGUAUUCACAAGGGAAAAACGUAUCAAGAUGGCGAAAGUUUCAAAGAUGAUUGCAACACGUGUAACUGUAACGACGGUUUUGCUGGCUGUACAAGAAUGGCAUGUCCUGACAGACCUGGUACUUGUCCUCAACCAAGGGAAACAAUUGGUCUUGGUGCUUGUUUAAAUGAGUGUAAUGCUGACAGUGAAUGUCCAUACGGUCAAAAAUGUUGCAGUAAUGGAUGUGGUCGUGUUUGCAUGAACGCAUUAGGCGGAGGUGGACAGUCAUGCGUUCACAAUGGAAUUACCUACCAAGAUGGCGAAACUUUCAAAGAUGACUGUAACACGUGCAGAUGUAAUAACGGUUUUGCCGCUUGUACAAGAAUGGCAUGUCCAAAGAAGCCAUGUGUUUACUAUGGUAUCACCUACAGAGACGGGGAAACAUUCAAAGACCAGUGUAAUGAUUGUGUCUGUAACGAUGGUAAUGCGGCAUGUACAAUGAAGGCUUGUCCCGAGGUGAAGCCAGGACAAUGUCCGCCUGAAAUAUCGAGUGGAUCAUGUGUAAACAGAUGUACGACAGACUUAAGUUGUCCGGGUAGAGAGAAAUGUUGCUCUAAUGGUUGCGGGACUUUGUGUUUACCGCCAACUAUGGGAGGUCGACCAUGUUAUCACAAUGGACAAACCAUAAAUGAUGGAGAUACGUUCAAAGAUGAUUGUAAUACGUGUAGAUGUAGUGAUGGGAAAGCCGCUUGCACAAUGAUGGCUUGUCCUAAGAAACCGUGUAUGUACAACGGUAGACUGUACCAAGAUGGUGAAACAUUUAAACAAGAUUGCAACACGUGUACUUGCAACAACGGACAAGCCGCAUGUACGAAAAUGGCGUGUUAUGAUGAGAAGGUUGGUCAUUGUCCCAAGCCUAAUGGAACAGGUAUCUGCAUUGUGAGAUGUACAACAGAUUUAAGUUGUCCAAGAGAGCAGAAAUGUUGUAGUAAUGGUUGUGGAACAGUUUGUAUGGACCCGGUUUAUGGCGGAGGUUCAUGUCUACAUAAUGGUGUUGUAUAUAAAGAUGGUGAAACUUUUAAAGAUGAUUGUAACUCAUGCACAUGUGAUGGAGGGAACGCUGUAUGUACAAAAAUGACAUGUUCAAAGGAUAAGCCUGGAGUCUGCCCUGCACUUAAUAAUAACACUGCAGGUAUCUGUGUAAAUGAAUGUAAUAAUGAUGAAAGGUGCCCUGGUAUACAAAAAUGUUGCAGUAACGGAUGUGGUCAAGUCUGCAUGAGACCAGAUGUAGGAGGACAACCUUGUCAUGUAAAUGGUUAUACGUUUCAACAUGGAGAAAGUUUUAAAGAUGGCUGUAAUACAUGCAUGUGUAGAAAUGGUAAACCUGCGUGCACAAAGAAGGCUUGUCCUCCUAUUUUACCGUGUUACCAUAACGGUAAGAUGUAUUUAAAUGGAGAUAAUUUCACUGAUGAAUGCAAUCGCUGCAUUUGUAGAGACGGGAAUGUGGCGUGUACCUUUAAACAAUGUGGUAAGACAUGCACACAUCAAGGCAAGACCUACCAGGAUGGUGAAGGGUUCAAGGACGAUUGUAACACGUGUCAAUGUAACGACGGCAGAGUCACGUGUACAUUACUUGAUUGUUCUGGAGCUAAGCCUGGUACAUGUCCUAGGCCGCAACUUUUCCGUCCAUGUAACGAUCGAUGUGUGAAUGAUAAGGGUUGCCAGGGAACCAAAAAGUGCUGUAACAACUGGUGUGGUUACACCUGCAUGGAACCAGUCAAUCGAGACAACUGUCAAGGUAUAAUUUGUCAAGAUAUGGAGUGCAACCUGCCAAAUACGUUAUAUACUAUUCCUGGAACAUGUUGCCCGAUAUGUCGACCACCACUCGGUGAUAAGCCUGGCAGUUGUCCUCGUAACCCGAGAGCAUGGCUUUGUCUAGACCUUUGCUCAGCAGAUUUUCAUUGUCCAGGUCAACAAAAGUGCUGCAGUCAUAGAUGCGGAAAAUCAUGUGAACGACCAAGAUUUGAUCGGUGUGAAGGUAUACAGUGUCCCCCGCUAAGAUGUAUGAUUCAGUUCAGACCUCCUGGACGGUGCUGCCCUGUUUGCCGUCGACGACGGGAAAGAGAACAAAAUUAGAAACAUUACAAAAGCAUGGACGAAAAGACUUUGAACAAUCUCUACAAUGAUAUCUAAUGUACAGCUAUACCAUAUACAGUUGAAAAAAAUAUUUGGUACAGUCACACGGCAAUUUAUAACCGGCCGUGUAUAUCUUAAAGAAAUUUAUAUUGCAGAAAAUAUGUCUUAAAAUUAUUUAUUGAACAUCGUUUUGUAUUUCUAUAAGAUUGUGUAAAGUUAUCAUGGGGGAAAAUGAAUGUUUCCUGUGUAAGCUGCAUCGUAACAAAUAAUAAAUACGUCUACCGGUGAAUGUCAAACACUAUUAUCUUUAUUUUAUUUAAUUGUCAAAUUAGCUUAAAUUUUAGAUAAUAAAUAUUUUAUGGUCUCGUAUAUAAUUAGCAAAGGCGUCAUUUAAGAUAAUUCUGAUGUUUAUGAUUAACAUGGCAAGUAAUUUCCUUACAACAGCAUUUGUACUUGACAAAAUAAUAGUUGAAAAAAUAAGAAAUUCAAUUUCUGCUCUUUAACGUCCAUCUCAUCAGGAAAUUAUAACAAAUGUAUGACAUCGGCCAAUAACAUGCAAAAUAUGUUUGCAUAUUAACGAAUAAAACGAUUAAAAUAAAUCCAGAUAUCCUUUGCCAGUGCUCAUGUAAAUACAAUACUGUAUGCCAUGUCCGAAAUAUCUUUAAUUGGAUAUAGCUUACAACAUUUAUUUUUGUGUUGAGUAGACAAAAAUGAUAAAGUACAGCAAAACAAUUAUCGCUUCAAUUUACUUACAAACUAGUGAAAAUAAAGUAUGUUUUAGUUAAUCAGAUACAAAAAUUACAGCAAGAAUCUAUUUGUAACACUGUUAAACCAUUCAAAUCGAGUGUUUCCGCAUUGGGGUCAAUAUAAGGUUAUGUCAGUCAUUUAUAAUCAAUUUAUGUUAUGUCAAUCAUUUAUAUAAUUUGUGUGAAGAAUUCAAUCAAUGUUUUCGUAUUUGGGUGAACUUUAUGUAUGAUUGAAUAACAAUUGUAGCCAGAGUUAUGUAAAUUUAUGUAUUGUAUGACCUAGAGGGAAUUAAUCAAGAUUAACAUAUCCGUGCUUCAUGUUAUUUUAUGUUUGAUUGACACCUGUCAUAAAAUUAUUCUUCAUUAUUAAUAAAACUUCUAAAUGUCAUACAUUUUUAAUUAAGGAAUUAUAAACUUGCCAAAUACAAUGAAUUACAACAUAAUGAUAUACAUCUUUCAUUAAAUAACAAAUAAGUUUGUUACCUCUAAAGGAAUGAUGUCUAUUCCCAGAGGGUUAAGUUAAGAUUUUUGUGUAUUUGUUUGACUUAUUAUGCAAUUAAUAUGCAUAAGUGUUAAUUUUCAGCUUUUUUGCAGAUAACAAAAAAGAACAUUGUUCACUUUAUAGGCGUGAAAGUGUUUGAAUAUUAAUAGAUAUGUCUUUGUUACCUUUAUGAUAAAAUAUGACAUUUUACAACGAUUUGCAUGGCUAUUGUAACUAUGACAAAUGGGAUUAAACAGUUUAUAUAUUCUAAA
Ruditapes philippinarum (Manila clam) is the source of this 7409-nucleotide messenger RNA. RefSeq names its product kielin/chordin-like protein. Gene Ontology annotation, cellular component: extracellular region. The record is from RefSeq and is a predicted model, not a curated record. The transcript is spliced from 46 exons. NCBI's taxonomy places the organism in Eukaryota, Metazoa, Mollusca, Bivalvia, Venerida, Veneridae. Gene Ontology annotation, molecular function: peptidase inhibitor activity; protein binding. Bases 52 to 5910 code for a protein of 1952 amino acids.